CUGGUGUGUUGUAGGGUCGGCCUGUGAUGAACUCAAAUGGAGAAGCUCGGGAUCUGAGUGGGUCUACAGUUCCUCACCUUCUACAAUCCUGAAUGAAGAGUCUGAUGCGCGCAGGGGGGAAAAGCCCCGGGGGUCGUGUUCUCAUUGGCUGGGGAAAACUUCAGGAGCAUCUGAUUGGCCCCAAACUAGAUUCCUGGAGUUGGAUGGACACCAGAAGGUUUUUAAUGUUCACACACACACACACACACCGAGAGAAAUCAGACAGGGAGAGAAAGAGGAAAGUGCAGCGCGCCUUUUGCGCACCGGUCCCGUCCAGUGUGAGUUUGGUGAGUUUGUGUGGACUUUGGGUUCGACCCCCUGAUGGAGAGAGAAGGCGUGUAGCGAGCCCACACCAGUAGAGGAUGCGCUUCAGUGCGCUGCUGUGUGUCUGGACUCUGCUCGGGCUCGGCUCGGGCUGCCAGCUGCCCACCGACUGGAGACCCCUGAGUGAAGGAUGUCGCGCCGAGCUCGCUGAGAUCAUCGUGUACGCCAGGGUGCUGGCUCUGUACCGGGAGCCCUACUACCCGCUGCGCGCGAGCUACGCCGCCGGACACCCGUACGCCUACGAGUACGCGCGCGCGGGCGGUUCGGAGCGCGCGGAGGCUCUGCUGUACACCGCGGAGCUCGAGAUGCUGUGUGACCAGGCCUGGGGCAGCAUGCUGGAGGUGCCCGCGGGGUCGCGACUCAACCUCACCGGGCUCGGGUACCUGUCCUGCCAGUCUCACACGGUGAUGGAGAACUACUCCUACAUCUUCUUCCUCAGGAUGGAUGAAAAUUAUAACCUCCUUCCACAUAGUGUUAACUAUCAGGAGGCUAUCUUCCCUGACACCCAGGAGAACCAACGCAUGUUCUCCAGCCUGUUCCAGUUCUCGAACUGCUCCAGUGCUCACACACUCCUCAGGCCUGACUGGGAGCAGCAGGAGGAUCAUAGGUUGCUGUGCUCAUCCGUGCAGCAGGCCCUGUUUGAGGAAGAGGAUCGUGCGGGCCGUCUGCAGGAGCGCGUCACUGAACUGGACAAGAAGAACCAGAAGCUGAAAGAUCGUGUGGGGAAGCUGAAGCGCUCGCUGCGCAAAGAGCGUAAAACAAGUCGGCGUUACGAACGCGAGCUCCGGGAGCUCCGACAGCAGCUGAGCAGCAACAAGAAGAAGUCUGAACAUCACCUCAACUCCAUCGCUCCUCCACACAGGCCGUCACGCCACAGACACACACACACACUGUGAACCGAUCAUAUGUAACACACACAUGUAACAACAGGAUUCGGACUCGACACUGCUGGACAGUAUCUUAUUUUAAAGUACGUCUGAGAAAGUGCGAAAGUUUGCACACCCUUAGGAUGGAAUGAAGGCAAGAAGUUAACGUUGUACAAAUGUUCACCCACUCUUAUAACCACAAGAAAGGAAAAUAUGCAAAAAGUAUACAAUAAGAUAUUAACAGUAAAAAAGUAAAUAAAUAUACUCUUGUCUUCUAAAUAAUUCUUGGAAACCUGACAAAACUUUCACCCAAAAUGUUAUUCUUUUUGACUUUUUGAUUUAUUUGAAACAUUUCCUUCCAUUAAGGAUUUAGGGGUGUGCAAACUUUUGCUCUCAUUUGUAAAUUCCAUUGCUCUUGAUCGUAUUUUCUCCAACAUCUUUCUCAUUU
Clarias gariepinus (North African catfish) is the source of this 1677-nucleotide messenger RNA. RefSeq names its product coiled-coil domain containing 3a (gene ccdc3a). Gene Ontology annotation, biological process: negative regulation of gene expression. The transcript has 4 exons. The record is from RefSeq and is a predicted model, not a curated record. The coding region runs from base 402 to 1259 and encodes 285 amino acids. Gene Ontology annotation, cellular component: extracellular region. NCBI's taxonomy places the organism in Eukaryota, Metazoa, Chordata, Actinopteri, Siluriformes, Clariidae.